Messenger RNA from Hydractinia symbiolongicarpus, 1714 nucleotides. RefSeq names its product F-box only protein 42-like. The coding region runs from base 162 to 1619 and encodes 485 amino acids. Gene Ontology annotation, molecular function: protein binding. The transcript is spliced from 6 exons. The record is from RefSeq and is a predicted model, not a curated record. Lineage: Eukaryota; Metazoa; Cnidaria; Hydrozoa; Anthoathecata; Hydractiniidae.
CAAAGUGAGAUUAAAUACUCUGGGACUCCCACGGAAAUAAAAGACAGGGUAUAGUCCCCUGGUCACAGCCGUAUAUCGCAUUUGCUGCUAAAAUUUGAGACAAGUGUAAUGGCGGUCAAAGCUCAGUUUACUGAAGCCACUGGAAAAUUUUUUAUAAUAUAAUGGAAGCAGUAGAAGAAGAAAACAUUGUCAUGGAGGAGGGUGCUGAAGAUUUUGAGUUAACAUACUUCAAUGAACUUCCUGAAGAAUUGGUUAUAAAGGUGUUUUCUUAUUUGUCUCCAUACACUGACAGAAAAAUUGCAAAAUUGGUCAAUAAAAAAUGGCAUAGACUAAUUGUGGUUAUUGAACAUCAUUGUAAUAGAGUUUUUUAUGAAUCUAUCAAAUCCAGCAAUAUUAUGUGGAAGAUACGUAAACAAAGGUCCUACGAUAUAACUGAAACUCUUAUACCAGGAAAGGUAAAAGGAAGGUCUUUUCGCACUAAAGUUCAAAGGGCAAAUUUAAAUGAACCUCAUCCACGUUUUUCGCAUUCAUCUGUCAUAUUAGGACAGUAUAUGUAUGUAUUUGGUGGUGGAAGCUCAGAAUCAAAUGCAAGCUCGACUUUCAAUGACCUGUAUAAACUUGAUUUGUCCAAUUACACAUGGCAGAAAGUUAAAACAAAAGGAUUACUGCCAGCGCCAAGAGAGAGUGGCACACUGGUUUCUUAUAAACAGAGACCUAGCAAACAUUUAUAUAGAGCUAUUCCUUACAAAGGUAAAUUGAUUCUGUUUGGUGGAUGGUGUCAACCUCCACCUGGGGCAAUCCUUGUUGGUCCAAGAUUUUUUGAAGACACUCAAAUUUUUCAUGUACAUGAUUCUCGUUGGCAGCGCAUAAAUGUAGAUAAUAACUUCCCGACACCCCGUGCUGGUCAUGGUGCAUCUGUGGUUGGAAACAAAAUGGUUAUAUUUGGUGGAUCACAAAGAAAUAACAGAUUAAAUGAUGUUUGGGUGUUUGAUAUUGAUGCUUUAUCUUGGACUUGUCCAUAUAUUAGAGGACAAAAACCUAGAGAACGAUUUGGUCAUUCCCAGUUCACAUUGAAUGAUCGCAUGAUACUUGUAAUAGGAGGUUGUGGUGGCCCAAAUGAGCUUUUGAGUGACGCUUGGUUAUAUGACGUCACGCUGUGCACGUGGAUCCAACUGAACGUGGAGAAUCAAAUUUACGAACCGCCCGAUUUGUGGAGCCAUGCGUCUGUGCUUGUAAAUGGAGAUGUGGUAGUACUUAGCGAAGAAAAGAAAUGCCCAUAUUGCCGGUCGCCGAUUCAAAACUUUUCAGUACCGACUAGAAAACCGCAUGGUGAUGCAAAAGUCUGUUCGUGUGGGCGCAGAAAUCCAGAAGAUAUGAUAAUGUUCAAGCAGUCAUGUUUUCAAAUGUAUUUGCUCGAUUGUUCAAGUCUCCUUACGAACUCGACGUGUCGUUGGUUAAAUUAUAAAUACUUACAGCCUUCACCCCCGGCAAGAAGAAUGUUUUCUGUUAACUUAGGUAUUAAUGAAAUCUUAAUAUUCGGGGGGUUACAAAAUGUGAUGACGCAAGAAAGUAAGACUGAUAAUCAUACGAUAGUAAUUUCUGCAAAACCGAGUCUGUGACGUCAGAUCCGGCACCAAGCGUGUCGAUAAAGCGACUGAAAGUACGGUAAUGUUUAUAUAUUAAAGAUUUAUAGUUAUAAUUUGACUGUUCUUUA